Messenger RNA from Bactrocera dorsalis (oriental fruit fly), 9166 nucleotides. RefSeq names its product nuclear factor of activated T-cells 5. The record is from RefSeq and is a predicted model, not a curated record. Gene Ontology annotation, biological process: regulation of transcription by RNA polymerase II. Gene Ontology annotation, molecular function: RNA polymerase II cis-regulatory region sequence-specific DNA binding; DNA-binding transcription factor activity, RNA polymerase II-specific; transcription factor binding. The transcript has 13 exons. Gene Ontology annotation, cellular component: transcription regulator complex. Bases 1308 to 5381 code for a protein of 1357 amino acids. NCBI's taxonomy places the organism in Eukaryota, Metazoa, Arthropoda, Insecta, Diptera, Tephritidae.
GUAUUUUUAUUAUUCAGCGCCGCUCGCUGCUUGCCGCUUUAUACAGCUCAGUCAGCCACUGCACUCUAGUGAUUUGUCCGCUUUGCGAGUUUACGAACGCGAAAGCUAUCGGGCAGGUUCUGCUGGCUUUUCAGAAAUUCACGAUUUUCAUUUCAGUUCAUCGAUCUCAACGUAAGCGAUCGGACGCAGAACUUGCAAGCAAGCGAGAUAACAUCGCGUUACACUUAAAUAUGAUAUAAAAUAAUACAGCUAGCAGUGGUAUUAUAUGAAAUUAGAUUUCCGAAGCAUUGCGGUGUGUAGUGAACACAAAAAAAAAGCUGAAAAAGACACUCGUCAGUGCUCAGUUUCGAUAAUUCGUAAAUUCGCGCUCGCUCGCCAGCUAGCUACGAUACAUACAUACAUACAUAUAUAGACAUUGUAGAUUGUUUUGACAUCUAUUUAAGAACUUUAUCUUAUCAUCUUCGUAUCAUCGUGUAAUGCGUAUGCAGCGACUAACAGCAGCCUAUCGUCGGUGGUCCGUCAGACUUGCCCUCGUCCUCAUUCGUUGUGCUAUGCUAGAAAUCUAGCAUUUGCUUGCUGUAUGAUACGAGUAUCGUGUUAAGAGCAAAUUGAGAGUUUUCAAUAAAAUUUCGCUAAAAGCCGUCGCAAAACUGUCACCGCCGACAGACAAAAUUGUGCUUAAAAAGCUGAAAAAUCGUUGUGCCAAAAGUUCUUUCAUAAAUUGGAAACGUCGCAAAAGGAGGCGGACGGCCAACAGCAGCAGCAGCGGCAGAGCAGGUUGAAGUGAUUCAAGUAAAUGCCGCAAAUCAGAGUUUUUCACAAAGACAGAGAUAAAGACAAUCGGCCUAAAUGUGGCACAAAAACAACUACUUUAACCACCUAACUGAGUGCAAGUAAAUUUAGUGACAAAUAAAAUACAUAAAUAAUAAUAAACGCACACAAUCAAACGUAGAAGUGCUUGUGAGUGAAAAUAUCAUCGAUAAGUUGCAAUAAUAACAAUAAACCCGAAAAAGCGCGCUCAAGUUGAAGAAACCAGUUCGUGAGCACGCAGCGGGGCAUCAAGCCGCAGCAAAAGCCGAAAUAAUAACAACAAACUUAUAUACUAUACGCGUAUAGAUAAAAAUAAAAACAACAUUGGCACAGUCUUUUUUGCAACGUUGCCAUACUAUAAACUACAGAAGCAGGCAGGCAGUCGAGUUCUUCUCGAUUUUCUCGUCGCUUGUUGUUAUCAUUGUAUCCGCCGCUGCCAUAACAAACGCACCAACGGGCAUCGUCACCAAAUACGGCACAAGUCAAAAGGCAAAACAAUGCGUUUCACUUACAAUCAGUAUAAUUAUUCCGAAUCCGGUUAUCGGAUUCCAUCCAAGAUGCACAACAGCAACGCGGGUAACGGCUCAUUGGCGGCUGCACAUCAGCAUCAUUAUAGAAGUAAUUUUGGUAUGCGUAUGACCAUGUCGACGGCAUCAACGAUGACAGCACGCAUUCAACGCAAAGGCUUUCGUACGCCCUCGAAGCGAUAUCCGGGCAAGGCGAUACCUAGUAAAUUGCAUUCUGUUUCGCGGAUUGGUCCUGGUAAGUUGGUGCCUGGCAAGCGUUUCCCACCACGACCACAUCCACCACCCUGCGACAAUUCCAAUGAUAGCGGUUUUGGCUUCGAUCAGCAUGUUGAAGUACAGCAUCAGCAACAACUGCAAGCCCAUCAUCACCUGCAUUCGGCCAGUGGUAGUAGCGCCAGCAGCAGCAGUAGCAGCAGCAGCAGUAGUAGUGGUAGUCCAGGCAACAGUAGCGAUAUUAUGCAGAACAACAACAACACUGCCACCAAUCUAAGCAUCAAUAAUAAUAACACCAGUAGCAGCGGUGGUCAUCAUCAUGGUAAUAACCAUCAUCAUCAUCAUCAUGGACAUGGUCAUCACCACAGCUCGUCGGCAAUGCCGCACUCGGCGCAUGUCAUACGUGCCAUACCGGCCUCAAGUUCAACACCCAGCAAGAAAUUACCAUUUGUCAACUCCACGGACGAUGAGGACUAUUUUGAAGAUUUUUGUACUGAUGACUCCAGCGAUUACUAUCGCAAGCGCUUGAAUUCGGAUUCUAACAGUCAGCCGCUCAGUGGCAGUAAUCAAAAUCAAACCACACAACAACAGCAACCACAACAACCACAAUAUGCGGAAGACAAUUCAACGAGUACGAAGCGUAGAAAGCUCGAAAGCUUUGUGGAGCUCGACAAUGACGAUGCGUGUAGCGAAGAUGCUUUUAUACGAAAAAUUGCUAGCGCCACCAAUUUGGAAGCGCCAACCGUUGAAGCACCGCCACCAACACUGAUGCUGUUGCCCACAGUGGCGCCCACAAAAUUUAUACCAACAGGUCCUCGCGCCAUGACCAGAGUGGCACACAAGCGCCAACCGGCGGUGCCACAAAAUACUAUAGUGACCUCAUCGAAUGGACGUGUGCAGCUGGAAAUUGUCUCUCAGCCAGAGCAACAGCAUCGUGCGCGUUAUCAGACUGAAGGCAGCCGUGGCGCUGUUAAAGAUCGUAGCGGCAAUGGUUUCCCUAUCGUGCGUCUCACCGGCUACAACAAGCCCGCUGUGUUGCAAGUAUUCAUUGGCACCGAUAUCGGCCGCGUGGCACCACACAUGUUCUAUCAAGCCUGCAAAGUGGCUGGUAAAAACUCCACACAGUGUAAUGAGAAGAAAGUGGACGGCACCAUGGUCAUUGAGAUCGAUUUUAAACCAGAGUCUGAUAUGACAGUUACUUGCGAUUGCGUUGGCAUACUCAAGGAACGCAACGUUGAUGUAGAACACCGAUUUCCGGAUCAUUUGGCGCAGAAGAAUAAAAAGAAAUCAACACGCUGCCGCAUGGUAUUCCGCACACAGCUAACACAUGAAGAUGGCACCUUGGAAAUGCUACAAGUCUGCUCAAAUCCUAUUAUUUGUACGCAACCACCAGGUGUACCGGAAAUAUGCAAAAAGUCACUGACUUCAUGUCCAGUAGAUGGUGGACUCGAACUCUUCAUUAUCGGCAAGAAUUUUCUGAAAGACACACAUGUGCUCUUCCAAGAGACCUACGAGAGUGUGCCGCCAAAUGAAGUUGCAACAGAAUUGGCUGUGCGACAGCAUUUAGGAGGUGCUUUGUGGGAGCAAACCGUGCUGCCAGAUAAGGAAUAUUUACAACAGACUCAUUUGGUGUGCGUUGUGCCACCCUAUAUACAUCAGAAUAUACUCAAACCAGUCACUGUGCAAUUGGUAAUUAUAUCCAGUGGCAAAAAGAGCGAGCCACACGCAUUCGUUUACACGCCAAAAGGUAGUUACACGACCUUGGCAGCUGCAACCACAUUAAGCUCAGCGGCAUUGCAUGGUAGCUUAUCAGCGGCACAAGAUGCCAACACAUUUAUGGAUACAACGAACGCUUUGGCGCCCGCACUGGGUGGUGCUACGGGCGCUGGUGGUGGCGCUGGCGCUGUGCUUUGGCCGGCCGGCACAGAGACGAAGCAGGAGAUCGAUUCCGGCAUGAUGCCACCACCAAUUACCACGCAAAUGCCGAUGGGUGUGCGUCGCCCUUCAUUGCCCACCGCCACGCCCAUGUUGACGGAUCAGCAGUUGGUGCGCCUAAACGUCGCUGACACGCUCAAGACUGAGUUGAUCGAUGAGACAUCCCAAAGCUCACUGGCCGAGGCCAUACAAGCGCCCGAUGUGGUUAUGGCUAAUUGCGGCGCACCUAUUAGUCCGUCGGCCAUGCAAUUUCACGCACAUUACGAUCACAAGAAUAGUAUGGACGCGAUGAUGUUCGAUUCGAAUAGCAUGUCGGCGUUUCCAGUAGCUGCCGUAGCGCCGCCAUCUGUAGCGGCUGCCGUAGAGUUGGCCGUGAAGACUAAAAUUGCUAAAGCUGUGGCACAACAACAACAGGCUGUCGCUGUGGACAAAUUCAUUACAGAUUUAACCAAAUCCACAGCUGUGGCAGAUGAUCCCACUGUGGCGGCUGUUGUAGAGGAAACUCUAUUCAGCGGCGUCGGUGGUGUUAAUAGCGCUGUCAGUGCGGUUAUUGAUCAUCCAUUCGGUGACAUUAUGCAGCAACAGCAAUCACCAGCCGUACUCGAACGUAGCUUGUCCAUAUCGAGCAACUCCUCCUCGAAUUCUAACAGUUCGAGUGGUUCUUCGCCACACACUGGCCUCACAGCCACACUCUCUGUCUCACCAAAUAACUCGUUGAAUGGGCAUAACUCACCCAUUACACAGGAUAUAAUAUUGAAUUCAGAGCCGGCGGCUGUACUAAAUGCCAUGCCGAUGCAACAACUCUUGCCUACAGCUUUGGGUGGCAGCCCGAACGCGGCUGUGUCGCCGAAUGUUGUGGUCGAGGCGGCCGUUAACGUACAAGGCACGCCAAAUGCCACUGCCGUCACGGAUCCAACAGGCGGCAUUUCCACGGAAAUGAUUAUGAAUCCCGCAGUCUCGCCGUCCACGAUACUGUGUUCAGCUAACGGUGCUGCCACGGCUGUGGUGCCGAAUAUUAUGGCGCCACACCAAGUCACAAUGGCCAAUUCGAUUUUGAAUGACAUCGCCAUGCAACCGCAACCAACACAACAACAUGCUGCCGUUGCGGCACUUGCGCUCAGCAAUAUCAUAAUGAGUCCGACCAGUGCACCGGGUGCGGUGGUGGAUGAUGUGGCUAGUGUUGAGCAGACUGUUGAUCAACCGGCCGAUGUUACGGUGGCCACGUCGACUGCCGUUAGUAAUUUGAUUAUUAAAGCCGCUGCCGAUCUGAUAUCGACUCAGGAGAAACAGCAACAACAACAGCAUAUACAACAACAACAUCAGCAAAUUCAACAGCAACAACAACAGCACAUACAGCAACAACAUCAGCAAAUACAGCAGCAACAACAGCAAAUUCAGCAACAACAACAGCAAAUACAGCAGCAACAAUUACAACAGCAACACCUUCAUCAUCACCAACAAGCGGCAGCGCAACAGCAACAACAACAUCAGCCGACACAAGCAUUAAUCAAUGGUGGCGCCGCUGCUACCACUGCCAGCACCAGUCCUUUGGUGAACUUGCUUUUAAAUCAUCCCGACGCGCCGCCCUCGGCCGCAGUGGCAGCAGCCGCUGUCAGCGAGGUUCAGUCGCAAUUCUCAUUGGCCAUUCCCCCCACAGCAGCACCGCAGGAAUCUCUCAUUGUCGCUUUGGCCACCGAAAACUCAAUGCAAAAGUCCGUAGCCGCAGCUGCAGUGACCACAAAUGGCGCUGUUGUUACGCAACAAACUACCGCUCCAGCUGCCGGCAUUCUGCCUGGUGCUGCCGUUGGACCUGUGCCUCUUCCGCAAGAGUUGACCACCAUGUCGGAUCAAGAUUUGCUUAGCUACAUCAAUCCAAGCACUUUUGAUCAAAUCUAAAAACAUGGUGUUAGUUGAUUGAUCGACAAGUGAAGGAACGAGUGGCGUACAACUCUUGUGCACCGCUGAUAGCAUUCAGAGGCAUUGAUUGGAGGCAGAGAAUGGUACAUGGCUUUAGCGCCAGCUUGCUAGUUGCCCGGAAGCAUUGACAGUUUGUUCAUUGUAACACACAAGCAAUGUGGUGUGGAUGGGUGGAGUUAUGAGGCAGCUAUGGUAGCUGCUAAAACAACAACAACAACCUUAAACUAUAAAUUGACAACAUUACAAUUCAUACAGAUAAUUUAUACAACAUGCAUACAUACAAAGACAUACACACAAAUAAAUGUUGUGUCAAUAUUAACAUUGUUGUGUUGGCCGUGAAACCGUGAAAAGCUUAAAUUUAAACUUUUCGUCGUGUUUAAAUGUUGAAUGGAGCCAAAAAAAAAAAUUGAUUUGAUGUCAAACGUUAUUAGCGGAAAACUACAUACAUAUUUUCCUUAACUACAAGUACAAUGCGUUUGCAAUUGUUAUAUAAUCAUGUGUGCAUAACGAAUACAAGAAGUAAUGUGAAAUUUUAUGAAAUAUUAUAGGCACAAGCGUGUCUAGUUGUAUAAUUGUGACGCAAUUAAUUUUUUCUAAAAAAUGUACAAACAUUUUUGAGAAUUUCUACUAAUUUCUGAUUCUGAAAUUUGUGAGAUUUGUUACAAAAUCUAAAACAAGUCGCUGGUGCUUAAAGCAUAAACUGCAAACAAAAAAACAUAUAAAUAUAAAAAAAACAUAAGUAAAAUUAUCUCAGCAUAAUGAAUGGAUUACUUAUUACUGCCAUAGGUCAAGUGAAAAUUUGAGCUAACACUUAUUGUUAUUAUUAUUGUUAAACUUAAAAUAACAAAACUUGAUGAUUUGAAUUGUACUACUCUCGUCGGUAUUGCAACAAAAAGAAAUACACGAGACUAAAACUAUACAUAUAACCUUAUAAUAUAUAGAGUUUUCAAUGUCAAGCUUUGAAAUAUAGUAUCUAAUACGUAUUUUUGUAUAAGUCUAUACUAUGUAUCUGAUUCAUACAUUUAUUACAAUAAUUAUACAUAUACACAAACAUAUACAAAAAAAAAAUUACAAAAAAUCACCAGAAAUAAUAUUUAUAUAAAUAACAAUGGAAUAAGUCUUAUAAAUAUACACAAUAAUUUGCAAGCAAACGAAUUUGCAUUACAAAUAUGGUCAAUAAGCUACAGUUAAGUGGAAAAGUGAACGCUAAAUUAUUGAAUUGCACUAAAUUGUUGGUUAAAAAUUUUUGCAAAUGAGUGUUGAAAUUUUUAGUUAUACAAAAUAAAUUAUAUUUAACAUUAAAUCAAUUGGGCUCGAAGUAAAAUAAUAAUGCAUACAUGUUUACUACAUAUAAAUAACUGUUUUGUAGAAUAACUAAUUUGUAUGCUGUUUGGCUAGUGUGCGCACUUAAAUUAUUGAAUGGAUUAAAUGUUUACAGUGACCUGCGUUUUAUGUGCACUUACAAUUAAAUAUAUAAAAAAUAUUAAAAAUAAACUAAAAAAAAUUUAAAAUUAAAAAUAAAACUAAAAAAUAUUAAUUAAAAUUAAAAAACAAAAAAUUAAAAACUAAAACUAAAAAACUUGCUAAAAACAAAAAACGUUCACUAUAGCAAAACAAUUUGGUGCAAAAUUUUUAAGCAUGAAAACUUAAAAAAAAAAAUAUUUAUACAAAGUUGAGAGAAUAUUGCAAAAAGACUUUUUGAUAGUUCGUUAAUAUAAUUAUUUCCUAAUUAAAAUUAUUUUCGCGUUACACUGAUAGCUUAGGCAUUACAUAUAAGAUUUAAAUUAUAAGUGGACCUUUUAAUGUGCGUUUUUGAGUGAUUAAAGCGUUUCGCAAAAGCAGAUUACAGUAUGAUAUGGAAGGCACUCAUAGAGAUUUUCAAAGUUGUAUUUUGAGCAGUUUAUAAAUUAUAACACUUUUUGUUUUUGUAAAACUGUCGUGAGUUAAGAGAGUUAGAGCUACUCAUACAUUUACUUUUGUUGUAGGCAUGUUUGUGCGUAAAACAACAAAUUACUGUAUUUGAAACGAAAAAAUUCAAAAAUCCCCCAAAAAAUAUGAAUACUAAUUUUUGUUAUUUUCCUAUUUCUUUAAGUUUUUGAAAUGGCAAGCAUUACUAUUAUUAUUUUUUCUAAAAUUAAAAAAAAAAAAUCAUUAAAUUCAACUGUAUGGAAAUGCAAAUUGUGCGUAGUUGUUAAUGUGGUUAUUAAUUGUGAUACAGUGCUGAAUAUGUGUAUGUAUCUGUGUUAAAAAACGCAAACUUGUCUAAAUUAAAAUUUAAAGUAAAAAUUGUGAAGUUUAUUGUAAACAUUAAUGUUAAAUAAAUAAUUUCUAAUAAAUGUUAAAAUUUGAACAACUGUAACUUAGCAUAACUUAAAACAAACAUACGAUUAGAUUUCCUUUUGAAGAAUACUUUGCCACCCAUAUUUCAAGCAACAUUUAAUACAUUACUUAUAUUUUAAUGGCAUUUAUUUAUUUUAUUUUUUAUUGAUUUUUUCAUUUAAUUUAAUUUUUUUAAUUAAAUUUUAUUUAAUUUUUUUAACAUGAAAUCAUCACUAAAUUUAGUUUACAAUUAAUAAUAAAUACGUAAUAUGUUCUACCAACAGAAUUCUUCCAUUUUUUUGUUUGCAAAAACAAGAAAUUUAAACAUAACCUUAAAUCCUGUAAAUGAAUGUUCAAUUAGGUAUGCAUUAAAUAAGGAUGAUUUAAGAGGAAAAGUAAAAUACAAAGAAUAUUGAACAACGCUGACUUAUAUUAUUAAAUGGAAGUUACGUGCACAUAUGUAUAUGUACAUAUAUGCAUGUAUAUAAAUAAUAUACUUUUAUAAGGGUGUACGUUAUUUACCAAGUAAUUUUUUUUUAAACACACUCCUGAAAUUUCUACUUUUGCGCUAAAAAUGAGGGUUCAGCGUUAACAAGCGCUUUAUUUUCAAUCUAAAUACUGCCCAAAACGUUUUAUUUUUCCCAUAUUUUUUUGAUAUUUUGCAAAAAAUUUUUUAUUUCUAAAACAACCUUGAAAAAGUGAUAUUCUCAAUCCAAAACCUCCGCUCUACAUAAAAGGUAUGAAUGAUUUUUUCAUGAAAACCUUCCUUUUAAAGUUAUACGCAGUUAAAGUAUGGCAUCAAAUGUACUGUAUUGAUAUAGUACACCAUGUCGUAUGAGCAACACUGAACGUAUAAAUCACUUGUGUGACUAUUUAUGCCGUUCGAUGUAUAACUUUAACUGUGUAAAACUUUUGAACGAAUAUUUUUUAUAAAAAAACGAGACCUUUUUGUGGAACGAGAACUUUGAAUUAGAAUAUACAAUCUUUUUCACAGUUGUACAUUUGUAAGAUAUCAAAAAAUGCCAUGUUAUAUACUUAGGAAAAGAAACAUGAUUCAGACACGUUUUAAAUUCAAAAUAAAGAGCUUGUUAACAUAUUAUUCCUAUUUUUAGCGCAGAAACUGAAGCUUCAGGGGGCAUUUGCAAAAAAAGAAAUAAUAAGCUGGAGAAAUAACUCACAUCGUAAUAUACAAGUGUAUGUAUAUCAAUUGUUAGUUGUGAAGCAUGGAAUUUUAUUGCGUUUUACAUACACAUAUUAACAAUCUAUACAGAGAUUGUACAUAUUCUAUAUCUUAAGCUAUCUAACUUUAACUCUUUGUUCAAAAGUCGUUAUUUUGCCGUAUGCAUACACACUACAAACGAGUACAUUUCACAAUUGUAAUGUAUACAGCGAAUGUUUUAAUAAAAAAAUAAAUAAAGUUCAAAUAUACACAAACUAAUAAAUAA